Molecule: messenger RNA, 3993 nt
Organism: Sus scrofa (pig)
Lineage: Eukaryota; Metazoa; Chordata; Mammalia; Artiodactyla; Suidae
Source: RefSeq, a predicted model, not a curated record
UGGUAAAUGAAAAAGAAUCCUAAACCUGAUUUUUUUGUUUUCAGGUGUGUGCUGGUUUUUCCUUACAAAGUUUCCAUGGGCUGUUUGGUAACUAUUUAGAUACUCAAGGCUCUAAGGAAUCAGCUCUCCAGGUGGUAAACUGAAAACCAUCACCUAGGGUUUAAGAGAGGUAGCAGCAGCCUUCAAAUUCUUACUGUAGAAGAGUCAGAUGACCCGCUUCUUUCUUCUAGAGCAAAAUGAUUAACGAAAGCAUCUGGGGAAUUCAGCCAGAUUAUUUACAACUUCAAUAUCAACAUAAGUGUGACUCCAUCAGGUCCAAGCACAAAUUCUGCCCUGUGGUUACCAGAGCCAAGAUAAGUAAUAACCGUGAGUCACUUAGACCCAAACUCUUGGUUGGAUCAUGAACCUGUCAACUCUGUGCCUGCUUCUGCUUUGCUUUCAAUGGAGCAUGAGCUUGAAGUUGUUUUUCAAGUAAUUGUGGCAAUUUGACAUCCUUCCAUACAUUGAUUUUCACCCUGGCGUUCUGAUGAUGUUCAGGUCAUUUAAUAAAAGCUGGCAGCACAGUAAGUGACAAAAGGUACCCUACUGAGGAGAAGACCAUCAGAUCCAAGAAUUGGUUCAUUAGAUGCCUCACCUAAACAACAGAGCUAAUAAAGUGUUUUACUUUGGCUACUACUAUCCAUUGGAUGUCCAUAAUUUAUCCAAAUAGGGAAGCCUUUUGAGAGGGAAAGGGGAUACUAUCAUAAUUAUGCCAGAACAGCUGACCCAAACCAGGACUGAUCCAAACAAACUAGGACGCACAUUCACCUUAGGUAUCAUAAGCCUCCAAUCCAUGAGAGUUCAUUAACUCUUAAUUAUAAACUAGUAAUUCCUUUACUAGUUAAGCUAAAGCUUUUACAGUGGCAAAGACAUCUGAGAGAGGGAGAAAACCCAAGGACAUGUGAGAGAUUUUAGCGAAGUUCUAUCAAGUUAAACGUAUCAAUAUAAGGAUGCAGCCUUAGCUUCUGAUGUAAGGAAAUCAGCCUAAAGGGUUCUGAGGACUCAGGAACAGAAGCUACGUCUAUACCUUUUGUAAAUCUGUCUAGCACGUGAUGAAAUACUCCACGCACUGUCUUUACCUACUGAGGGCUAAUGAACUAAAGCAGGACGAUAUCUUCAAUUUGUUAAAAGAUUAUCCUGGUCAGUCAUAACGUAAUGAUGGAAAUCAAUAGGUUAUAUGAAUUGACUGCUUACUAUGUACCUGGCAUAGUGUACUAAUUCCUUAAUAUGUAUUUGCUCUUUAAAUUCCCCAGUGAUCCUAUAUGAGAGAUACUACUGCUUUUCUCCUUUAUUUCCCCACUGAUGAGAAAAUUGAGGCUUAAGGAGGUUAAGUCAUUCAUCCAAGGUGGGACAGUGCAUACUGGGAUUCUUAGAUCAGUCAGACUCUUAGUGAUUCUUUUAUUUUAUGUCUCCUCCUCUGCACCUCCCAGGGCUCUUUUAUUGCCAGAUGAACUCAGCUAGCUCAAACAAGGGACGUUUACCGACGGGAUUGUGGACAAUCCCUUGGACACCAAGGGCAGCAAAGCAAAUACGCUCAGAGGCUGAGAACGGUGUGGAGGAGAAAAAGAAGGUCUGCAGGUCGCCAACAGCCCUGUCCCCUGCCCCGUCCAGCGAGGCCGAGUCUCCAGACCAGAAGAGAAUCAUUUCCCUGCGGUCCAAAUCCAGCUUUGACGGUGCCUCUUUAGCAAGCGAGAAGAACGACUGUAAGACAGAAAGCAAGAAUGACGCGAAGAUUGAAAGGAAAAAGUCCUCCUCAUCCAGCCAGGACAAAGCCAACAUGCAUUUCCACAAGCUGUUUCUGGAUGUCCCCACGGAGGAACCCCUGAAGCAAAGUUUUACCUGUGCCCUGCAAAAAGAAAUAUUAUACCAGGGGAAGCUCUUUGUAUCAGACAACUGGAUUUGUUUUCAUUCCAAGGUCUUUGGAAAAGACACUAAGAUCUCGAUUCCAGCUUUCUCGGUAACCCUGAUAAAGAAAACCAAAACUGCCCUUCUGGUGCCAAAUGCCCUGAUUAUAGCGACGGUCACAGACAGGUACAUAUUUGUCUCCUUACUCUCCAGAGAUUCAACUUACAAACUGCUAAAAUCUGUGUGUGGACACUUAGAAAAUGCAAGCAUUGGCAACAGCCCCAAUCCGUCUUCCCUUGAAAACAGUUUCCGGGCAGACCGCCCUUCAUCUCUGCCUCUGGAUUUCAACGAUGAAUUCUCGGAUCUGGAUGGAGUGGUUCGGCAAAGAAGGCAGGACAUGGAGGGAUACAGCAGUUCUGGAUCUCAGACUCCUGAAUCUGAGAACUCUCGAGAUUUCCAUGUGACAGAAUCCCAGACAGUUCUCAACGUGUCCAAGGGAGAAGCAAAACCAACUCGGACAGAUGCCCUCGUGAACAGAGUGCCUGAAGGCAAAGCCAAGAGUCUUCCCACACAUGGUCAGUCGGAACUCAGUGGAAUUGUACACAGAGUAAAGUCUCAGAAAUGUCCAACUCUCCACCAGAUUCUUAUAUUCUAUGCAAUUGUUGUCUGCGCACUAAUCAUCUCGACCUUCUACAUGAGAUACAGAAUUAAUACGCUGGAGGAACAGCUGGGGUCACUCACCUCCACUGUGGACACCCACCAGCCCGAACAGCCAGCCCCCUCCGGCCUGGGAUCACAAGUGCAGUUAAACGUGGAAGUCCUCUGCCAAGAGCUUACAGCCAACAUAAUGAGAUUGGAAAAGAUACAAAACAACUUACAAAAGCUGCUCGAGAAUGGUGACUGACCGCCCAGAUGGCUUGGGCCAAUGGAAUACCUCGCACUUUCCCUUUGAAGUAGGUGCUCCCCGAGGCGUUCUGGUGGAGCGCCCCCUUCUGGCCAGAAGAGUGAGCAGACGGGCGUCCCCAGCCUCGCUUGCCCCUGGUGGUCUCCGGCUCAGCAAAACGGAAAGGGAAUAAUUUUGGUUCCCGUGCAAUAAAAGUGGACCUUCACUCUCUGAGGAAGUUUUCAAUGCUGCUGCCUGAAGAAAACAGACCCAUCUCUGGAGGUCUCAGGAAGGGCCCAGUGGACAUCCUUGGAUGGUUGUGAUUUAGCAGGUUCAUGGGACUGUCAGCAAAUACACUCCACUCCAGGCCUUUUGAGCCCUCUCUGCCCUCCUUUGCUCUCCUGUACACCCCUCUUAACCGACCUGCAAACUAAGGGAUGGAUAGAUCAUGUGCCAACAAACUUGAUUGAUGGAGUUCUUUAAAGAAUUAGCCAUGGCUCUCCAAAAAGAAAAAAAAAAAAAAAAAAACGGACAGACUUGCUUUAAACAAAUAACAUUUUAGUCUGUGUUUCUUCUGUUCACGUGUUCUGGUUUAAGUCGCCUGUGUAUAUUAACUUCUCGGUGGAGUACUGGCAAGAUUAUCAGACAAAACAGCUUAAACUAUCCCAUUUUGUGUUCUGUUCCUCUAGCUAAUAACUUAAUAGAACUGAUUCUCACCCAGCCCAGGUCAAGAAUCUGUGAGACGUGAAACUGAAGUACUAAUUCAACUUACUUUGAAACCAAAACUAAUGUUUAAACCAAAAAGCAUAAUAGUGAUUUUGAGGCAAGAUGAAAAACUGCAUUUUAAAAAUUGUAGGUGGACUGUUUUCAUUUCGAAGCAGAAUGUCUGUUGUGAAUGCUGAAACCCAUUUCAGGAUGAUGAUAGCAUGCUUUUCUCUUUUGCUGACUAAAAUAUAUAUGGUGGUUUGCUAACUUCUAUUGACCAUAUGGGCUGGCUGGUUUUUAUUAAUAAUUAUUUAGGUACCCUAAGAUCUAUAAUAUAAAAGAUAUUCUGUUUAUCUACAAUGCAUUUUAUAAUCAUUUCUAUGAAAUGUAUUUUGUUUAAUCGAAUAAGCUAAUAAGUGAAUUGGUUACAUCAUUUGUAUUUGUUAGCCUACCAGACAAGAAUCAUGCCUGGUGUACCCCUGGCUUUUAAUAAAUACUCAUUGGUUAAAAUGUCCUGCUAA